GACGUCGUAUGGGUACACCUGAUUUUUAUUGGCGCACAUUACUCGUCCAGACAUAAAAUAUAAUCCAUAAAACAGAGUUGGGAAGAAUCGCCGAGACAUAACUGAGUUACGAUUCACGAGUCAGACUCGGUCCUCAAAACCCUAACUAUGGAGUCCAUAGGCGUUCUGAUGCCCAUCCCAAUGAACUCUUAUCUCGAGACUGAGCUGGAGAAGCGCUUCAAUCUCUUCAAGCUAUGGACCUUACCCAACAAGACCCAAUUCAUAAAGGAAAACGCUGAAUCAGUCAGAGCCAUCAUCGGAAACUCAUUCUCCGGUGCCGAUGCCGAUACGAUCAGCACAUUCCCCAAUUUGGAGAUUGUAUCAAGCUUUAGCGUUGGAAUGGAUAAGGUUGAUUUGAAAUUGUGUAAGGAGAAGGGUAUUAGGGUCACCAACACGCCUGAUGUGUUGACUGAUGACGUGGCUGACCUCGCCAUUGGACUCAUGCUUGCUGUUCUGAGAAGAUUGUGUGAGAGUGAUCGGUAUGUAAGGGCCGGCAAGUGGAAGAAGGGUGAUUACAAGUUAACCACCAAGUUCACUGGAAAAAGAGUUGGGAUCAUUGGUUUGGGGAGAAUUGGGCUAGCAAUUUCGAAGAGAGCCGAAGCAUUCAGCUGUCCCAUAGCUUACUACUCCAGAUCAGAAAAACCAGGUGUGAGCUACAAAUACUACCCAACUGUGAAAGAGUUGGCUGCCAACUCCGACAUUUUGGUGGUUGCUUGUGCACUCACUGAGGAAACCCGCCACAUUGUCAACCGUGAAGUCAUCGACGCAUUGGGCACAAAGGGUGUUCUCAUCAACAUCGGGAGGGGUCCUCAUGUCGACGAACCUGAGCUAGUAUCAGCCCUGGUUGAAGGCCGAUUAGGGGGCGCUGGCCUUGAUGUCUACCAAAAUGAGCCUGAGGUUCCUGAGGAGCUAUUUGGUCUUGAAAACGUUGUCCUUUUGCCUCAUGUUGGAAGUGGCACUAUCGAAACACGCCAGGCCAUGGCUGAUCUGGUGGUUGGUAACCUUGAAGCUCACUUUCUGAAGAAGCCAUUGUUGACUCCAGUGGUUUAGUAGUACUGUGUCUCCUUGUAGUACAUGAAUGUUAAGGUCUCUGAUUGGAAGGCUUUCCAUUUAAAUGAAAUAAUUUGUAAUAAAUUUUCAAUUCUAAUAACUACAUUUAUGCUUUUCUCA
Messenger RNA from Cannabis sativa, 1209 nucleotides. RefSeq names its product hydroxyphenylpyruvate reductase. Gene Ontology annotation, cellular component: cytosol. Gene Ontology annotation, molecular function: hydroxypyruvate reductase [NAD(P)H] activity; glyoxylate reductase (NADPH) activity; NAD binding. The transcript has 2 exons. NCBI's taxonomy places the organism in Eukaryota, Viridiplantae, Streptophyta, Magnoliopsida, Rosales, Cannabaceae. The record is from RefSeq and is a predicted model, not a curated record. Bases 148 to 1089 code for a protein of 313 amino acids.